Dromaius novaehollandiae (emu) is the source of this 3351-nucleotide messenger RNA. It is a transcript of the gene GLUD1, whose product is annotated as glutamate dehydrogenase 1. Gene Ontology annotation, molecular function: L-glutamate dehydrogenase (NAD+) activity. The transcript has 13 exons. Gene Ontology annotation, biological process: L-glutamate catabolic process. Gene Ontology annotation, cellular component: mitochondrion. Lineage: Eukaryota; Metazoa; Chordata; Aves; Casuariiformes; Dromaiidae. The record is from RefSeq and is a predicted model, not a curated record. The coding region runs from base 104 to 1762 and encodes 552 amino acids.
ACCCCGGGGCCGUUUAAAGGCGGCGGCGGCGGCGGCCCGCGCCCAUUGUGCCCGCAGCGUCGCCUCGCGCCCCGCCCGCGCUGGGGUAGCGGCGGCCGCCGCCAUGUACCGCUACCUGGGGGAGCUGCUGGUGUCCCGCCUCGGCGCCGGCUCCGUGCUGGCCGCCGCCGAGCCGGGCGGGCCGGCGGCCGCCGGGGGGGCGGCGGCGGCAGCGUGGGGCGGGGGCCGGUGCCCGCGGCGGCACUACUGCGAGGCGGAGAAGAAGGAGGACGACCCCAACUUCUUCAAGAUGGUGGAGGGCUUCUUCGACCGCGGCGCCAGCAUCGUGGAGGACAAGCUAGUGGAGGGGCUGCGCACCCGCGAGAGCUUGGAGGACCGGCGCCACCGCGUCCGCGGCAUCCUGCGCAUCAUCAAGCCCUGCAACCAUGUGCUCAGCGUCUCCUUCCCCAUCAAGCGCGACAACGGCGAGUGGGAGGUCAUCGAGGGCUACCGGGCGCAGCACAGCCAGCACCGCACCCCCUGCAAGGGAGGUAUUCGCUAUAGUUUGGAUGUUAGUGUGGAUGAAGUGAAAGCCUUGGCAUCUCUAAUGACAUACAAAUGCGCUGUGGUUGAUGUGCCAUUUGGUGGGGCAAAGGCUGGUGUCAAGAUCAAUCCCAAGAACUACACAGACAAUGAAUUGGAAAAAAUCACAAGAAGAUUUACCAUGGAGCUAGCAAAAAAGGGUUUCAUUGGGCCUGGUGUUGAUGUGCCUGCUCCUGAUAUGAGCACAGGGGAGAGGGAGAUGUCCUGGAUUGCUGACACCUAUGCCAAUACCAUAGGACACUAUGAUAUUAAUGCACAUGCAUGUGUUACUGGUAAACCCAUCAGCCAAGGUGGGAUCCAUGGACGUAUAUCUGCAACUGGUCGUGGUGUCUUCCAUGGAAUUGAAAACUUCAUCAAUGAAGCAUCAUAUAUGAGUAUAUUGGGAAUGACUCCUGGAUUUGGGGAUAAAACCUUUGCUGUUCAGGGAUUUGGUAACGUGGGCUUGCAUUCUAUGAGAUACUUGCAUCGUUUUGGAGCAAAAUGUGUUGCUGUUGGAGAGUUCAAUGGUUCUAUCUGGAAUCCUGAUGGGAUUGACCCAAAGGAACUAGAAGAUUUCAAAUUGCAACAUGGGACAAUCAUGGGCUUCCCUAAAGCACAGGCACUGGAGGGCAGCAUCUUGGAAACAGACUGUGACAUUCUCAUCCCUGCUGCCAGUGAGAAGCAGUUGACUAAGGCCAAUGCUCGCAAGGUCAAAGCAAAAAUUAUUGCUGAAGGUGCCAAUGGGCCUACAACCCCUGAAGCUGACAAAAUCUUCCUGGAGCGAAAUAUCAUGGUUAUUCCUGAUCUUUACCUGAAUGCUGGUGGUGUAACAGUAUCCUAUUUUGAGUGGCUGAAAAAUUUGAACCAUGUCAGUUAUGGCCGCUUGACCUUUAAAUAUGAAAGGGAUUCAAACUACCACUUGCUCAUGUCUGUCCAGGAAAGCUUGGAAAGAAAAUUUGGGAAACAUGGUGGAACUAUUCCAGUUGUGCCUACAGCAGAAUUUCAAGAUAGGAUAUCAGGUGCAUCUGAGAAAGAUAUUGUCCACUCUGGAUUGGCUUACACAAUGGAGCGUUCUGCCCGGCAAAUCAUGCGUACUGCCAUGAAGUACAACCUGGGUCUGGACCUGAGAACAGCUGCCUAUGUCAAUGCAAUUGAGAAAGUCUUCAAAGUAUACAAUGAGGCUGGUCUGACCUUUACAUAAAUAGGCCUUACGGUUCCUUAUUGUAUACCAUCUUCCUUGCCGUUAAUGUACCUUCUUCUUGAAAAAGCUUAUCAUAAGUUUACAUGUAACCACAAAAGUUUCUUUUCUUCUGACAUUAUAGUGGAUUCUAUUCUCAAUUAGUUUCAGUCCAAACUAGUUUUUUUAUAUAUAAUAAAAAUCCAUGGAUUAGGAUAUUGUAUACAAGUAUGUAUCUGAAGAUAACUGUUCAUCUGCACUUGUGGGGGCCAUUCUGGGUAUUUCACCUACAAAACAAAAUGGUACAUUUUAUGUAUGGAAGAGUGGUCUCACCACCUGGGCCACUUUUGAAACUUCAGAUCAGAUACUGUACUAGAUGAGCGUUUAGCUCACUAUUACUUCAUGCACUUUUGUUUGAUUAUGUAAUUUUGGCUUUGGCACUUUCAGUAAGGCCUUGUAUGAUCAAUGCUGUGGCAUUGUCAAAGGAAGAACGGGCCUCCAGCAGGGAUUAACUUUGAUAGGAGUCUAAUUUUUAUUUGUAGUAAAGCUUCAGGCCUGAUUCUCUUUAGGCAAUGUUUUUUCUUCAACUGUGCUGCUGUUAUAGGACUGCCUUUAAUUGCUUGUUCAAGCUAGCUUGACUUUCACAAUGAAGUAUGUAGAGAGGUGACAGAAACUAGUAUUUUUGUAAGCUGAAACUAUCAGGCAACUCUAAUUUGGUUAUGUUCUUAAUCAAGUAUCUAUGUAACUACUCUGACUAUAGGUUGUUUCCUUUUUUUCUUUCUUUUUUUUUUUUUUUUUAAAAGGGAUGGUCUGAAUUCAAUAAGUAAUCCUACUCUAAAUUUUUAACAUUAUUUUUCAGUCUUUUCCUUUCUAAGGCUUUCUGAAAAUUAGAUGUUGUCUCAGUGAACAACUGAAGUGAAAUUGAACCCAGAAAUAGUUGGCCAAACUACAGAGGAGCUAAAAUGCUGCUAUGAACUUAAUCCACUGUCUUAACACAGAGCCUUCUUAUUUUUGCCGCCUUAUUUUUUUGUCAUCUGGAGGUCUUGAACAUUUUGAAUAUGUUCAAAUGCAACAAAAUGAACCUUGACACAAUAUUGGAUCAAGCACAGUUUUUAAAGUUUAAGGCUUUUGUCCAGUGGAGUCCCAUUGAAGUGCCAGGUGUUAUUUAUGUAAUGAGUAUAAAUGUUUUUUUUAAGAUGACAACUCGUCCCUCCCAGAAACUCAUACUUUUUUUCUAACUACUUUGUAACUGCAUGACAUAACCUGAUGAGAAGAGCAGUUAUUAAAAAAAAUGUUGACCUUUCCAAACCUACUAUGCUGGUGUAUUACUGUUUUCUAUUUCAUAUACUAAUAGCUUUCAGUAAUGCCAAACAACUUGUGAAUCUUCACAGCACCUAUAUUUAUUCAUUACAUGACUACUGAUAAUAUACUCUGAGUUAUCACAAGGCGCUCGCUAAAACACAUCUUUAUCUCAUGAACUUGCCUGUUAACAAGACUUCAGAAGCUGGAUUUGUUUGGUAAAUCAUUUCAGGUCUUUGCUGCGUCUCUGGAAUUUGUGUGAAGAACUAUUUUAGUAGUUAGCAUAGAGCAAUAAACCUGUGUGAUGCAUUUAA